AUGGAAUUCUCAUCACAGGCUUUGAAACACUCGAGUGACGGGAAGGGUCGCCGCGUGCAAACCUUAAGACGGCACAGAGAUGCUGUAGUCAAUUACGCUGAACGACAAGGACUCAUUAUUCCCCUCAGAGAAAAUACAUGGGGAGUCGCCUCGAAAUCACAAGACGAUGUGCUUUACACGGUUUACAUUGGACAGUUAUGCAACUGCGACGAGAAGGCAGAAUCUCACUUAAAUGAGAUAGCACGUCGCUGUUUCCAAAAAGGACUCGUAGACGCUCUUAGAGAGCUCAGGCUGGCAGUUGAGCAGGUAGUGGAACACGUCUCGUCGACAACAGGGAUAGAAUUCGAAGGUCCAGUACGAAGGACAACAGUUCAAGGGCCAGGGCCUACGCCUAAACCUAAAACUAUUCUUGCAUAUAAGAGCAAAAGACAGGUAAUCGCUGACAAGAAGAAGGAAAAACCAGCUCCAAGUCAUGAUGGCUCUGAUCUGGAUAAAGUCUGGGAUAUGGAUCGCGAUUCUCUGAUUAUAUGUUUCCUAUGUGGUCGUAGGGAACCACCGGUUGCACACGAGGACCCCAUUACCUGGUUUGGUUGUUCAAACCAGGAAUGUAAAGCGUGGGCGCAUACGUGUUGUACGGAAGGUAGGUUUCGUGUGUGCUCGGUAUGCAACAUUGGUGUUUGGCAGUUGGAUUGUGGAGAAGGCAGUUAA
Molecule: messenger RNA, 708 nt
Organism: Cooperia oncophora
Lineage: Eukaryota; Metazoa; Nematoda; Chromadorea; Rhabditida; Trichostrongylidae
Source: the annotation of a GenBank genome assembly